AUGGCCACGGAAGACGCAAAGAAGGGCGGCGCAUUCGUUGCCCAGGGUGCUGUAACCCUGAGCAGGGCAAACUUGACAGUCGAGGGCACGCGAGCACGACAGGGAGGUGGUUUUUAUGCCGGCAACCUGACACUUCUCCAUGCGACGCUUUCCAUCGUCGACAGCAUCGCCACGACAGGCUCGGGCGGUGGCUUUUACACACCCGGCGAAGUCACCAUGGAGCACUCAGUCAUGUCGCUCCAAGACACUCAUGCAGCAAAGUAUGGAGGUGGCUUCUUUACGCAAAGGGGAGUUCGUUUGAGGCACGCCUCUUUGUACAUCUUCAACAGCACGGCGAGCUGUGGCGGGGGGUUCGAUUGUGCGUCUCUAGAGCUUGUGGCUUCCGUUCUGAGCGCACGCAGGGCCAGCGCGGAGACAUUUGGUGGGGCUUUCCAUGUGGCCUCGAUGUACGCAAGAAGAACGUAUGCCUACUUCACAGACUCGCAAGUAUACAUGGACGAGUGCGUGGCAGGAGUCCAUGCCGGAGGCUUUUUUGUGAGGCCGACGGGCGAUGUCAGCAUAACAGGCUCGGAAGUUAGGGUGUCCAACACGAAGGCUGGCCGGGAGGCCGGGGGCUUCCGUGUGGGCUCCUUGCAAGUGUCUUCCUCUGUGCUGCGGCUGGAGGGCAUGCGGGCUGGCAUGGCCGGGGGCUUCGUUGCGUUUCGUCCGAUCGUCAUCGGCAACCGGUCCAACGUCACGCUGGUGAGGACCGCAGCUGCCGAGGCAGUCGGGGGCUUCAGUGCCGAGACCAACUUGGAGGUGGUUGAUGGCUCCACAGUCAGCGUUGACCAGGCGGAAGCUCCUGGAGGCGGUGCGGGGUUUCGUGCCCUGGGCGAUGUGCGGAUUGCGGGCGCUUCAACCCUGCGAAUCUCCAGAAGCACUGCGCAGGCGGGAAAUGGCGGUGGGGGAUUGGCCAAGGAUGUGCUGGUUACGGAACAGUCGCAACUCCUGGUCUCAGAUGCUUCUUCCGGCGGACAUGGUGGGGGCCUCGAACUUCAAGGCGCUCUUCAAGUGAUGGACCGGUCCACCAUCCGCCUGGAGAGGUGCUGGGCACAAGAGAGCGGAGGAGGUGUCAGGGCGAAGCGCGACAUUCUGCUGGCUGGUGGAUCGCAGCUUUGGGUGUCAGAUGCUGCGUCCGAGCAGGGCAGCGGCGGUGGCCUUCGGACUCCAAGCAGUUUGACGAUUGCAGAAAGUUCCAGGAUGGAGCUGCAGAACGUCUCAGCCCAAUGGGGGGGAGGGCUCUAUGUUUCUGAAACCCUCCUCCUAGAUGGUGCUUCCAACCUCUCUAUACUGGAAAGCACUGCGACGGUGGGGGAUGGUGGAGCUUUUGUCGUUGAAGAAUUGUUGCAGGUGAGCAAUUCCCGACUACAUGUGGAAAGUGCCAGGGCUCACAAGACUGGGGGCGGUUUUGCGGCCCGGGUAGUCAACGUCAGCACCGGCUCCUCACUGACGAUCCUCCUCGGCUUUGCGGGCAAAAACAGCGGCGGUUUUUUCUCCAAAACGCUGGAGCUGUCGCACUCGAGGCUGGUGGCCUCGCAGUGCUCCUCGCGGGACGGCGGGGGUUUCCGCACGGAGAGCGCUUCGUUGACGCGGGCGCACCUGAGCAUUUUGGGCGGCGCCGAGCGAGGAGGUGGCUUCUUCGUAGAGAGGAGCAUGGAGGCCUCAGACUCGGAGCUGUGGGUGGCCGGGUGGCCCGGCCAGCGCGGCCAGCGCGGCAGCAUGACACAGCAGGCGGCCGAUGCCGCGCUGGGCAGCGGUGCCUUCCUGCAGGGCCCUCUACGCCUCACGCGCUCGGCCCUGCACCUGCAGAACCUCCAGGGCAGAACCGCGCUGGUGUCGCGCUGCCUGGAACUCUCGCAAUCCUUGGUGGUGGUAAAUGCCACCACGGCGGUGGGCAUCUCUCUGCAGAAUGCAGCCUGCAGCUGCGGCCGCGCCCUGCGCGUGGACGGCGCCCUCGUCGGCUCGGGUAUCUCCUCGGCCCUGCUCUCUGUCGACCCGUGCGGCGACGAGACGCUGGCGGUGACGGAUGUGUGGCUCCAGACUUCGCGCGCCGCCGUGGCAGAGACCACAGCCCACACCCGCGUUCGCAACGUGACCGUGGAGUACCUGGAGCCCCUGGAUGCCGCAGUGCUCCUGAACGCCCCGAGCUUCGACGUGGAGUCCGCGAAGGUGUCCUGCGCCGCUUGCACGGACGGCGUGACCUUCGGCGUCGCCGAUGGCUUCGGCCUGCAGGUGGUCAGCGCUUCGUGGCUCCGCUGCGGCAGCGAGGCGGCGCUGAACGACAGCUCCACCCAGCGCUGCGGCUGUGUGCCGCCCCAGGUGCCGGACAAAAGCAGCUUCGGCGACUACGUCAAGCCGUGGGAGACGCGGGACUACUGCGUCUACUGCCCGCCCAACUUCGAAUCGCACGAUGACGAUGAUGACUGCCACAAGUGCCCAUUGCAUAAGGCCUGGUCUGAGGGCACAGGGGAUGCCUGCGUGGCCUGGCCGGCGCAGAGUGCGGUGCACGUGCCGCUCCUCUUGGCCGCGGUGGCCUUCGUGUUCCUUGCGGCGGCCGCCUUCGAGAUCCUCGCCGCGCCGCUGGCCAUCGUGGACGCUGAGGCACCAGCAGGCCAGGGCCUUCUCGUCACUGUGCAGGGCCCCAUGUGCAGUUUGCCCAAGCUGGUGGCAAAACACGUGCACCGCAGAGCUACCUACAGCUUCCGUGGCACGGGCUUGCCCUGGCUGGAGCCACAGGGUGCCAAGCGGCACGUGAAGGCCGGCGUCAGCCUGGGCCGCUGCAAGCUGCAGCUGCCACCGCAGCCGGAGCAGCCGCCCUAUGCCUGUGCGACCAGUCGGGGCGUCCUACACGUCCACGGCUACGGGAUGAUACUGCUGCAGUGCUGGCUCCUCCUCUUCUUCUUGCUCCUCUUCCCCACUGCGCUGCUCGUAGUUCUAGUCUCGGGCAACGACCUGCCGCACGUGCUGGCGACAGCCGGCCUCCUCUUCCUGCUGCCGCUGACCAUCUGCGCCGCAACGCUGCACCGGGCCGUGCCAUGGCUGCUGCGCCGGCAGCGGACGCCGCUGCAGCGUGCGUGCCAGGAGUACCUUGAUGGGCUCAGCGUCGGGCAGGAAGCGCUAGAGCUGCCAGAGGCCGACGAACGGGAUCACCCGAAGAACCAGGGCCUGGCGAUGAGCGCCUUGCAGCAUUUCUGGGAGCACUUCAAGCGCUUCGUCCUCGAGAGGAACAUGCACUACCUCGUGGCCAACAUCGUCGAGCCCCUCACAGAAAGAAGGCGGACAUCCUUUGCGCGUCUCCUGGGCGGCAAAGAGGUGAUGUAUUUCGUGUCGCACAGUUGGGGAACCCCUUUCCAGCACUUUGUGCAAUGCCUGCGCCGUCACUCGGACUAUACUGCUGCCCCGGAUGUCACCUACUGGAUCUGCUCUUUUGCCAACAACCAAUGGGACAUCGCCAGCGACAUCGGAGUCGGCGUGCUCGACAGCGCCUUUGCCAGGGUCCUCCUCGCGGGCGUGCAGGGUGUGGUCAUGGUACUGGACCACGAGGUCCAGCCCCUCACGCGAGUCUGGUGUUUGUUCGAGCUCUUUCUCUCAAGCUCGCAGUCUCUCGGCGUGGUCUUCGCCACGGAUCUCGGCAUGCUGGGCGAUGACCAAUGCGACUCCGUUGGUGUAGCCUUGGAGCUCGGCAAGAAGAUCAGAGACCUGCGAGUAGAGCAUUGCCAAGCCUCCUGUGAGGUCGAUAAGCAACGCAUCUUCGCACACAUCUGCAUUGAGCUUGGAAGCCUAGAGCACAUGGAUGCCUUGAUCAAGAAUAUGAUUAAGGACAUGCUCUGCAGGAACCUUCGGCAUGCAAGCACUGCCACAGCCUGCCUCCGCCAGCAGCUUGAGGACGACUGA
Molecule: messenger RNA, 3933 nt
Organism: Symbiodinium natans
Lineage: Eukaryota; Dinophyceae; Suessiales; Symbiodiniaceae
Source: the annotation of a GenBank genome assembly